UGUCGUUCAUCUUUCACUCUUCACUAUUGACUUGUCGGGCCUGGCAAGAGUGAACCCCCACCUUUGCUCAUCUCCCACUAUUAUAUUCCCACGAUCUCAUGUUUCACAUUUAUCCCUGAGAAAUCUCAAACACGACCACCACACCACGGAGUAUCCGCGCUCGUUCGCUCAUUUCCCCAUCAUCUCUCCAACAUGGCGUCCCGGCCGAUCGUGCUCAGAUUCGAGAGCCGCAACGGCCAGUUUCGGUUGAAUGUCAGCCCGCAGGAAUUAUUCCCGUCUCUGCAGCAGAAGAUUGCCGACAACUUACCCCAAGGCGUCGAACCUUCGUCGAUCACCCUUUCUAAUAAACCGAUCGGUACCGGCGGGGAGGAGAGAGUGCUGCAGGAUCUGAAGAAUGUUUCUAUCGAGAGGGUUGGUCUAAAACAUGGAGACAAGCUUUUUGUUGGGUACCAGGAGAAAGCUGCAGAAGGCGCCGCGAAUGGUAAACAGCCUGCUACGACGGAAACCUCUCGACGACUGAACGGAGCUCCUGUGCCGCAGGGCGAGACGGUAUUUCGCCCGCAACCUACGUCGCCGUCCGUGAACAUUAAGAACCCCUGGGAGGUUGUUAAGCAAUCACCCCUGGAUGACCAGCUGGAUAAGAAAGAUGGGAAAAUUAAGCGUCGUCUGGACAUGAAGAUGUGCAGACACGGUCCCAAAGGCAUGUGCGACUAUUGUAUGCCGCUCGAGCCUUAUGACAAAAACUACCUGGCGGAGAAGAAGAUCAAGCAUCUAUCUUUCCACUCAUACCUGCGAAAGCUCAACGCCGCCACGAAUCGGGAGGAAAGUUCGUUUAUGCCGCCCCUCAAUGAGCCAUACUACCGAGUAAACCAAAACUGUCCGUCUGGGCACCCUCCCUGGCCUGAGGGCAUUUGCACCAAGUGCCAGCCUAGUGCGAUCAGUUUGCAGCCUCAGGAGUUUCGGAUGGUCGACCACGUUGAGUUCGCUACCCCCCAACUUAUCAACUCGUUACUUGAUUUUUGGCGAAAAUCUGGUACUCAGCGGUUGGCCUUCCUCUACGGUACUUAUGAGGAGUACACAGAGGUUCCUCUCGGGAUCAAGGCCGUUGUUCAGGCGAUGUACGAACCGCCGCAAGUCAAUGAAGUCGAUGGAGUGACGCUCCAUGAAUGGCCGAACGAAGAGGAGGUCGACGAAGUUGCCCGUCUAUGUGGGCUCCAGAAAGUCGGUGUUGUCUUCACUGACCUGAUCGACGCUGGAGCUGGAGACGGGACUGUUAUCUGCAAGCGACACAUCGACUCCUACUAUCUGUCCUCGUUGGAGAUUGCCUUUGCAUCUCGACUGCAGACACAGUAUCCAAAGGCAACGAAAUGGAGCCGGACGGGCCGUUUCGGUUCCAAUUUUGUGACUUGUGUUUUGAGCGGAGAUGAGGAGGGCGCUAUCACGGUCAGUUCCUACCAAGCUUCAAUUUCCGCGAUGGAGAUGGUAAGAGCGGAUAUUGUUGAGCCAUCGGCAGAACCUUCCGUCAUGCUGGUGCAGUCGGAGGAAGAUGAUUCUGAGAACAAGUCACGAUAUAUUCCCGAGGUUUUUUACCGGCAGAUCAAUGAAUACGGUGUCAGUGCCCAGCAGAACGCUAAACCCAGUUUCCCUGUCGAGUACCUUUUGAUCACUUUAACCCACGGUUUCCCGACAUCUGCGACGCCGCUGUUUUCUGACAGUACAUUCCCCAUCGCAAAUCGUGAAUUGAUUGGCGAGAGCCAGGAGCUUCGCCAUGUCUCCAAAAAGCUCAUUUCCCACGGUGAUCCGGACAAGGCAAUCCGGGCCGUAUCUGACUUUCACCUCCUCUGUUUCCUUCAUUCGCUGUCCACUUUCAGCAAGGACGAAGAAGCACUCCUCUGCCGCGUCGCGACGUCCCACAACCUCACGGAUGGCAUGCAGCUGAUAAACACAUCGGGAUGGGCGACAUUGGUUACAAUUCUUCAGGAAAGUGGUGAGCGCCCCCCCAAGCGCCCCUGGCCAACGGCCGAAUCUCCAGGCCCACUUCCUCAACAUGGCAAACGUCAUCGUUAUUCAAGACCUGGGUCCCCAAAAUCAGAAGGUGAACAGCUUGCUAAGAGGUUUAAGGGAGCUAGCUUAGAGUGACGGGUCGAUCCUUACCUCCGAACCCUACCCACCUGUGACCCCCGCUUCUCCUACACUCUACCUGAGUUC
Aspergillus wentii DTO 134E9 is the source of this 2208-nucleotide messenger RNA. It is a transcript of the gene npl4, whose product is annotated as nuclear protein localization protein 4. NCBI's taxonomy places the organism in Eukaryota, Fungi, Ascomycota, Eurotiomycetes, Eurotiales, Aspergillaceae. Gene Ontology annotation, biological process: ubiquitin-dependent protein catabolic process. Gene Ontology annotation, molecular function: ubiquitin binding; ubiquitin protein ligase binding. The coding region runs from base 193 to 2139 and encodes 648 amino acids. The record is from RefSeq and is a predicted model, not a curated record. The transcript is spliced from 4 exons. Gene Ontology annotation, cellular component: nucleus.